Penicillium waksmanii is the source of this 1428-nucleotide messenger RNA. RefSeq lists its product as uncharacterized. The record is from RefSeq and is a predicted model, not a curated record. Bases 1 to 1428 code for a protein of 475 amino acids. The transcript has 7 exons. NCBI's taxonomy places the organism in Eukaryota, Fungi, Ascomycota, Eurotiomycetes, Eurotiales, Aspergillaceae.
AUGGUUCGUCUCGCUGCAUUUGGACUGCUGGAGCUGGCCGUCCAGACCCUCGGCGGGCUCAAUUCUCCAUAUUAUGCCAACCUGACCUGGCAGCCUGCUCGCACUUUCUCCAAUUGGGCUAAUCUUACUGUCAAGACAAACACUGGUACAUUCAUCGGAUUUCUGAAUGAUACAUACCCCAACGUUCACCAAUUCCUUCGUAUUCCAUUUGCCCAGGUGAGGAACCAACUUGCCAUCGCUAUUCCGCCAAUUGGUGAUCUCCGAUGGCUUCCUCCGCAGCAGUUGCCUCACUCGUCAAAGAAAGUUGACUCCACUCGUUAUGGCCCGGCGUGUCCACAAUUUGUCGCUUCGAGUGAUGGCAUGUUGUCGGAGUACGAACCGGCCAGUCUUCUGCUCAAUAUUGGCGAAGCCGACAACCAGGGUGCCACAGCCUGUUCUUCCGCUGAAGACUGUCUCUCACUGGCUGUUUGGACUCCCUCAUACUCCAACAAAACAUCGAAACUACCCGUUGCGCUUUUUGUAACGGGAGGUGGCGGGGUUACUGGCGGGAUUGAAGUUCCAUCUCAAUUACCCUCUCAUCCUAAUUCCAAGGCCUUGGAUGAGACCUCGCUGAGUUUGCUGGAUGUACGAGCUGCAGCUGAAUGGGUAUCGGACAACAUUGAGGCCUUUGGAGGGGACCCAGACAAUAUUAUGCUGUGGGGCCAAUCCCAAGGCGCAGCAUUAACUCACUUGUACACCCUGGCAUUCCCCGAAAACCAACUUGCGGCAAAGUUCGCGAGUAUUUCCCAGCCACCCUCGGUGACAAUCAACCUUACGGACACCGAUGAUGUCUACGAAGACUUCAAUAUCGUAGCUAAAGGGCUCGGCUGUAAUUAUGGCGAUGACUAUAAUUCCGAACUCGAAUGUCUGCGCCAGGUUUCUUUCCUUCAGAUAGAGGAGUAUAUCAACAACUACAAUGGCACUCCUUCAAUUUCAUUCACCAAUUAUAUCCCGGAUGAGAAGUACAUCUUCGCAAAUGAGACCAGGCGGUAUAUAUCCGGCCAAGUCGCACGGGGACCGCCCAUCCGGUCUGACGCCUCCAGAGAAAUGGCCACUACAGAGGAGGCGAAGGCUAUGGAAUCUGAAGGCGAAUGGGUAUGCACGGCAUAUGAUGACUCCAAGUUACGUGCGACCUUGGGGCUUGAGACCUAUCGAUACGAGUGGGCGGGCAAUUUCUCUAACAUUAGCCCGGUGCCGUAUCUUGGGGCAUUUCAUUGGUCAGACCUUUUAAUGAUCUUCGGCACCUAUAUGGUUGACGAGGGAUUGAUCUCCGAGCUUGAGCGCAAGGCCUCUCGAGAUACGACUAAUAAGACAUUCAAGCCCUUAUAUACGAUACAACUAUACCGCAACCUCUGCAGCAGCAGCCUCGGCAGAAAGAAGAACUCAUAA